Molecule: messenger RNA, 1238 nt
Organism: Drosophila persimilis
Lineage: Eukaryota; Metazoa; Arthropoda; Insecta; Diptera; Drosophilidae
Product: fibrinogen-like protein 1
Exons: 3
Coding region: 1-1167 (388 amino acids)
Source: RefSeq, a predicted model, not a curated record
AUGCAAAUACGAGUAUAUUGGAUUCUGGUGCUUUUCUUCCUGCAAGUAGAAGCAGACAUUACUCUAUCGCCGGAAAAUAGCGUCGAGAAUAGUGCUCACUGUGAGAUGACUCGCGAUGAGGACGAUGAGCGGUGUGGUGCCAUAUGCUAUCCGAUUGUGAAGCCGCUACUCCGGUACGCAGCCUUAUGCCAGGGGAAGGAUGCAACGAUUAACGACCUCAAGGAUAAUAUUAGAGAGAAAGAUGUGUACAUCGCGCAAUUGAAAAGCAAGAUUGAGCUUACCAAUUCAAUGGAAAUUCAGCUGAAGGACAAGGAGACUAUAUUGCAUCUGAAGGCAAACGAAAUUGUGAAAAUGGAGAAAGAUAUUGGAGAUCGGGAGGCAGAAAUCCAUGAAAAGAAAGACCAGAUCUCAAAAAUGGAAUUGCAGAUUCAAUCUAGAGAGACUCUAAUGCAAUCAAAGGAUAAAUUAAUCAGAGAACUGGAGAAUCAAGUGAAUUCCCUUAAAAGAACACAGGGAAAGCUGGUAGACAUCUCGGAGGCAAGCAGUUGUCUUCCAUUCACCGAUGCCACUGAUAUCCUUACCAUAGAGUUGCCCGGAACAGGCCCAUUCCUUGUGCCCUGUAAUUCCAGUGUUUCCGGAUCUGGCUGGACUGUCAUCCAGAGACGAGUAAACGGCAAUGAGAACUUCAAUCGCACUUGGAACGAUUACAAACUAGGGUUCGGAGACCUGCGGGAGAACUUCUUCCUGGGACUGGAAAAAAUCCAUCUAAUGACCCUGUCCCAAUCUCACGAAUUGUACGUUCAACUUGGAAAUGUUAAUGGAGGAACCAGAUAUGCUCGCUACGACGAUUUUAAAAUAGGAAGCGAAGAAGAAGGCUAUAAACUGAAAUCAUUGGGAAAAUAUUCAGGAACAGCCGGAGAUUCACUAACUGAAGAUAAUCUAAACAUGAAGUUUUCUACAUGGGACCAUAAUAAUGGCACGAUUUGCCCAAAGUAUUAUGGAAGUGGUUGGUGGUUUGGUCAUUGCGGAAAAAGCAAUCUCAAUGGAAAAUAUUAUGAAAAUGGUCAAAGGGAAUCCGUUGGCGGUAUUCGAUGGGACUCUUGGCAAUAUGAUAUCUACAGGAUCUCGCUAACAUUUUCUCAAUUGAUGAUAAGGCCAAAAACAUAGAAACUUGACUCGAAUUCAAGCUCUGUUUAAAACCAUACUAAAAGUAUCUGAAACACCAAUAAAGUUCUAAA